Mugil cephalus (flathead mullet) is the source of this 4109-nucleotide messenger RNA. RefSeq names its product potassium voltage-gated channel subfamily A member 10. Bases 729 to 2420 code for a protein of 563 amino acids. Gene Ontology annotation, cellular component: membrane; voltage-gated potassium channel complex. Lineage: Eukaryota; Metazoa; Chordata; Actinopteri; Mugiliformes; Mugilidae. Gene Ontology annotation, biological process: potassium ion transmembrane transport; protein homooligomerization. Gene Ontology annotation, molecular function: protein binding; delayed rectifier potassium channel activity. The record is from RefSeq and is a predicted model, not a curated record. The transcript has 2 exons.
UAAAGUCCCUGGGCAGAUGUGCUCUGCUGCAGGUAUUGAGUGCUAUGACAAGUUCUAUAACGGGGAGAGAAUACGGCUUAAUCCCCAAGGUGAGAGGGAUUGGAGGAUCCUGCAUGUGGAUGCUUACUCUGCAGGAAAGGGGGGGAAAAGAGUGGGUCCCACACUCCCUCUGCCUCAUCAAACAGCGAUUGGCUCCUGCAGGGUAAAUCUCCUAUCACAGAGCUUACCUGCAGCGUCCCCACUGACGGGAGAGAGAGCAGGGAGAACAAAGCCAGGUGACCCCCACACUCAAAAUACAGGGAAUUGCCUACGAGUGUGUUUUUGUGUUUUUUUUUUUUUUUUUUUUCUGUGUUUCUGUGUGCGCACCUACCUGUGUAACUUUGUGAGUAUGUGUGGGUACCUCUGGCAUCUCUGGUUUCGUAUACGGUGUUAAAUUACCCUGUGGGAGCUUUAAUAGAGCUACAGACACUCUUGAUUGUGAGUCUGGAUGAGGCAGAGUGAAGGGGGAAGCAGAGUGGAGCUGGAUAGAGAGGGCACAACAAUUUCUGCAGAGCUGGGGACGCGGAGUACUCACGGGACUGAAUCCAGAAAUAGUGCAUAGUAGCCUGAAUGAUAACCAGGAGGAGGGAGGCCCUCUCAGGAUCUUCAGCGUGGCACUGGUUGCAGUGUCUCCUCUGUCUCCUGAACCAGGCUGAUAGACGGACGUGUGGUUAGCCACAAGACAGGCGAUGGAGGUGCCACUUGUUAAUUUUGAAAACAUGGACGAUGUUGGCAUCAACCUGGGGGACCCGAACGACUCUGGGUACCCAACCUCACCCCCCUCGGAGGCCCCCGAUCCGAGUCUUCUAACGCGGCGCUUGACGUCCCCUCACCAGUCGCCACAGAGAGGACGACGUGGGCAUCACUCUGCACAAGAGGGUUUGUCACCCUCCACUCCUCCGACCCUGACCACUAAAGCAAACUCCAGCAGUGGCAGCUUGAUCUCUAAUCUGAAGCUCCUGAUCAACAGCGAGUCUCCCACCGACAGCGUCUUCAGCAAGAUGGCAAAGGAUUUUUAUGAGAAUGAAGAUUUGUUUGAAAAGCACUGCAUGGAGGAAAAAGAUGAGAAAGUUGUUAUUAAUAUUUCGGGACUGAUGUUUGAGACCCAGCUCAGCACCCUGAGUAAGUUCCCAGAGACGCUGCUCGGUGACCCCAUGAAGAGGAUUAGCUACUUCGACCCAAUGAGGAAUGAAUACUUCUUUGACAGAAACCGUCCAUCUUUUGAUGGGAUCCUCUACUUCUAUCAGUCAGGAGGGAGAAUCCGCAGACCAGCUAACGUCCCCCUAGACGUUUUUGCUAAUGAAAUAGUUUUCUAUGAGUUGGGUCAUGAGGCGAUGGAGCAGUUCCGUGAAGACGAAGGAUUUAUCAAGGAGCCCGAAGUCCUUUUGCCCACCAAUGAACUCAAGCGACAGUUCUGGCUCCUGUUUGAAUACCCCGAGAGCUCCAGCGCAGCCAGGUCUGUAGCGGUGGUUUCUGUGCUUGUUAUUGUCAUUUCCAUCUUCAUCUUCUGCCUGGAGACUCUGCCGGUGUUCAGGGACGACGGUGACAUUGUCACAGGCGUAACCCAAGUUAUUAAUGGCACACAAGGCAGUUCAGCCUCUUAUCCCACAGCUAAAGACCUGGUGACGUAUUUCACAGACCCCUUUUUCAUUGUGGAGACUAUCUGUAUCAUUUGGUUCUGCUUUGAACUCGGCGUUCGCUUCGUGGUGUGUCCCAGCAAAAGUGAUUUCUUCAAUAACAUCAUGAACAUCAUCGACAUUGUGUCUAUAUUUCCCUACUUUGUGACCCUUGCAACAGAGCUCGCUACGACACCUGAUGACGAUGUGAACUCUGGUCAGAACAUGUCUUUGGCAACCCUAAGAAUCAUCCGACUAGUGAGGGUCUUCAGAAUUUUUAAGCUCUCCCGACACUCAAAGGGGCUUCAGAUAUUGGGGCAGACCUUGAAGGCCAGCAUGAGGGAACUUGGGCUGCUAAUCUUCUUCCUUUUUAUAGGAGUCAUCCUGUUCUCAAGUGCCAUCUACUUUGCAGAAGUGGAUGAGCCCCAGACACAGUUUGUUAGCAUCCCCGACGGCUUCUGGUGGGCAGUAGUGACGAUGACCACCGUGGGUUACGGAGACAUGUGCCCCAUCACCAUGGGCGGCAAAAUGGUUGGCACCCUCUGCGCCAUUGCUGGUGUCCUGACCAUCGCCUUGCCCGUGCCCGUCAUCGUCUCCAACUUUAACUAUUUCUACCACCGUGAGACUGAGCAAGAGGAGAAACUGGUGAUGGAUGCAGCAGGAGAGGCUGCCCAGAAAACGGCAGCUGCUAACAAGUGUGGCAGCACACUUUCGCUAAACAAAAGCAACGGCACCUGGCAAAACGAGAAGAACGGCGUGUACUGACACAGUAUGUGUUCUCACGGAAGAACACAUGAAGAGCACAUGCGGACAAAUCAAACAUAUCCGUUAGUGAGAUACACCUGGUGAUCAGUUCAUCUUUCUCACUGUUUUGUACUCCAAACACAGCAGCAGCAUUUGUGCAGAUAAUUACAGUAUUAGCGGCAACUGUGCGGUGAGACAGCAUUUACACAAGUUGUCUACCUGCAUGCAGAUGUGUCAAAGUGCAAUUAACACAACUCAGCAGCUACUAGGUCGGUUAACUUGGGAGAGAGCAUCUGGAAGGUAUAAUUGUCUUUCAUCCAGUGCAAUUUGAAGAAAAAUGUGUGUUUGUGCUAGAGACAAACGUUUCACCUUGAGAAUAUAGAUGGUUAAAAAAAAUAAUAAAACAGUAUAAGCAUGAAAGGUUAUGUAAGUUGUACUCUGGUCUGUAUUAGCAGAGUAAGUUUAUCCCACGGAAGAAAAUAAAUCCACAACAGUUUUCAUAAUAGUAGUCCUCUAACUGGAUGUAUACUCAUAUUACUUCACGGUUCCAUGUUAGCCUACGCUUCAUUAUAUUCAGCGAAAUGUAGAUAGGGACUUGGCAUGACUUUCAAGGACAGGCGAAUGCGUCCAGUGUAAGACAAGAGGACAUCGGCGUGUACACUGUCGUAUCAGCAAAUCUAUGGCUGUGAACGCUCCGCCAGCAGCACUUCUCCAUAUGACACAGCGCAGCGAUAUCCGUGUGAUAAAUAGUUGACACGUUAGCACAUCUGCUAUUAAUCUUGUGGAAUGGCUACAAAAUAUGAAUUAAACCCGCUUCCUGUAUGACGGUGCAUGAAGUAGUUGCAUGCAGCUCUUUAAAUCACAGAUUGUUUCCAUGGCUACCAUCAGUUGUUUGGCAUUUCGCUCAAAAGAAUGCAGAUUUAGCUGCAUAUGUGUCCAUUAUAAUGUGAAUUUACCCUUUAAAAAACCAUAUCACUUCAUUGCACUACGAGCUUUGCUCCACAUAUCUCUUGAGCACUUUGGAGCUUUACGUCAUCCACAAUUGGCAGGGAAGAUAUAUUUGGUAGAGUGUACAGGAACGUGAGACAAGAUAUAUAGACGAACCUCUCUUCAUUAGUCCUCUCUUUUAUCGUUGCAUGGCAAAGUGUGCCGAAAGGAGGUCCAACUCUUCUGAUCAGUAAAUGAAAGUUUGACAUUUGGCUGAAUGUAUUUUUAUUUUCUUAUUUUAAUCAUAUAGCGACUGUCAUUAUAUUCCACGUGAAUGGGAAAGCCAAUACCUUCACCGGAUUUGUGAGAUGGGCACGACAAAAAGAGUACUAUAUAUGCAUGCCACAUUUCAACCUUGAAAAUGUACUGUAUGUGAGUUUAUUAUACAUGUAAACACAGCUUGUAUUGAUUAUCAGUGGAUCUAGUUGUAACUCAGGCAAUGCCUUCCUAAUAAUCCUUGCAACGAAGAUGGCGUGUGGGUGCACACAAGUAGACCUAUGCGUUUUUGCACCCGAGAGCAGUUACCUGUAUUUAAAAUGAAAUGCAAUAAGGUGACACGAGUUGGUCACUUGGAUACCCAGCACUUUACUAUGUUAUGAAGCUCUUAAUAUGUGGGGACUGUUGCUGUAUGUGUCAACACUGUACAGUAGACAGUGUCAUAAUUUGCUAUGUUUUAUUCAUCCUGCAAAGAGUGCCUUUCAUUAAACAUGUAUCCUGAAUGUG